AGUUUUAAAAAAUAAUAUAGGCUAAUGUAUACUGUCUGCACAAGAAGCUGCAGAAUUUUCAGUUUAGUUUUUAUAAAUUGCAGUGACAAGUAUCAAAGACAAUUUCUUAAGGUUGCUUAUAAUGAAUUACAAGAAUUUAAAAGGUUAACAUGCCAGUCAUCACAAGUAAAUAGUACUCUUACACAUUUUUUGGUACAUUUGUAAUUACAAGACUUAAAAAUUUGAUUUUAAAAAUGCACAAUUUAUUAAAAAAAAAAAAAAUUGCCUUGACAGAGUGGAAGGUGCAAAUCUUUGAACUAGACAGGGAAAGUCACUAUUUACAUGGAGAUUACCUCGACUUAAAUUACUGAAUGAAUACAUUUACUGUUGCUUAAUGGGAAGUGGGAGGGAAAAAUGCUUUUACAAGGUAGUUCUAGGUUGUGAAUGAAUUGAAGGGUGUUGCUGAACAAGACGUCAGGAGUUCCCAUAAAUCUCACAGAAGAGAAUGACAGAGUAAAUAUUGUGGACAAGUUCUCUGUAUAUUCAGCAAUUUGCGUGCUGACUCUCUGGCGCUGCUUUUUGCAGAGCCAGUGAAAGCUGCAACAUGACCUCAUCUAACUUUUUAUUAUCAACUAUCUGGACACUCGGCAACAAAGACUUUUUCUCCCAGGUUGUCUCACGUUUGACUCUUGUUUAAGCAGAAAUUGGUUAAUAUUAACUACAGUUAUCACCUCAUAAAGUUGAAUAGUGCAGCUUUGUUGCUAUGAAGAUAAAUUUCUCGCCACCACACCCUGUUUGUCUGUGUCUGCACCGAGCCAGUUAGCACCUGCUAGGGCAGGGCAUUACAAUCCCUUUUAUAUGAGGGUUUACACUCCUUCAGUGCUCUGAGAACAAGGGCACUGCAUGGGACAGAGCAGAUUACACAUUUUGAUCAAAAAAAUCAUGGCAAAGCAUUGGCACAUGGUUUAUCUGUGGAGUGUGUUGCACUUCCAGACCCUUAAUGUUACAGCUUUCAAUCUGGACACCCAGAAUGUGCUGCAGAGAAAUGGAGAUCCAGGAAGCUUGUUUGGAUUUUCUGUUGCCUUCCACCAGCAGCUGAACCCUAUCAGAAAGAACCUAUUGCUAGUAGGAGCUCCACGAUCAAAACAUCAGAACCAAGUGAAUGUUACAGGUGUUGUUUACCAGUGUGAUCUUGCCACAACAUCCGAGCGCUGUCAGCCCAUUGAGUUUGAUAAUGAAGAGUUCCUUGAUAGUAAAGGCAUAAACAACCAGUGGAUGGGAGUUAGAGUGACGAGCCAAGGUCCUGGUAAAAAUGUAAUGACUUGUGCUCAUCGAUACCAGCAGUGGAGCCCGAGUCCAAGCCUUUAUGUCCCUCGCCUGGUGACGGGUCAGUGUUACCUCUUAGGAGAUGAUCUGCAGGUCGGGAAGGAAGAGAGGACGUGGAGGAGGGUAGUUUGUGAUUCUGAACACCUAACCAGACGUCAAAACAACCAGGAGUGGUUUGCAUACUGCCAACAGGGUCAUGGAGCAUCUUUUGCAAAGGACAACAAAUCUCUGUUAUUAGGAGCGCCAGGAGCAUACCAGUGGAAAGGAAUCGUACGAAUGGAGCUCUUGGACAACCUGGACAUCUACAGUGAAGAGCCUUCUCGUGAGACUGGGGAUAUUGACCAGUUUAACUCGAAACUCAUUCCUCUCCAGAGAAACAGCUACCUGGGAUUCUCCAUUGACUCUGGUAUGGCCCUCAUCAGGAAGGGUGAACUGACCAUCGUAUCAGGAGCUCCCAGAGGAGGUUACAGUGGCCAGGUGACAUUUCUUAAGGCAGACCCUGUGGCACAGAGAGGUUUGUCUGUGGUGUUAGUUCUCUCUGGUCCAGGCCUGGCCUCCUCCUUUGGCUACGAUGUGGCAGUGGUGGAUCUCAAUGGUGAUGGGUGGGAGGACCUUGCAGUAGGAGCACCAGAGUUCUUUGUUAAAGAUGGUUUGGUUGGAGGAGCAGCCUACAUCUAUAUCAAUAACAAAGGAAAAAACUGGGAGAAGAUUGUUCCAACACAACUUCUUGGACAGAAAGACUCCAUGUUCGGCCUCGCAGUGGAAAACAUAGGAGACGUCAAUCAAGAUGGUUAUGGAGAUAUUGCUGUGGGGGCACCAUAUGAUGGUUCUGGUCGAGUAUACCUUUACUAUGGCUCAUCAGAUGGCAUCAACAAAAAUGCAGCGCAGAUACUCUCAUCGGGAUCCAAAACAGUUACUCUGUUUGGAUAUUCUCUCUCUGGCGACUUGGAUGUAGAUAACAAUCAGUACCCUGAUUUAGCCGUGGGAUCUCUUUCUGAUUCUGUCUUUGUUUACAGAGCAAGGCCAGUGGUCAGUGUCAGCAGCUCUCUAAAGGUAACACCAAAUGAAAUAGACAUCACAAAGGAACAAUGUGAUAAACGCACAUGUUAUUUUGCAGUUCAGGCAUGCUUUACCUACACAGCACAUCCAGCAUCGUUCAACCCUAAAAUUAUGCUCAAUUACACUUUUGAGGCUGAUGCUGAGAGGAGAAAAGCAAGGUUUCCUCCCAGAGUGGAUUUUCUGGGUUUGUCUCAAGGAAAACUGGAGCUGCCUGGACAGAAGAGAGAAAUCUGUACUGACACGAAACUUCGACUUCUGCAUGGUAUCAAGGACAGGCUGCACAGCAUUCCUGUCUCUGUCACUGUGUCUCUGUGGAGCUCCAGUCAGACAACCAGGACUAGUGCAGAUCUGCCCAACAUUACUCCUGUCCUCAACCUCUUCCAGAAAAAGAGCACUGUCUCAGAGAUUAUCUUAGUAAACAAGGGCUGUGGCAGGGACAACAUUUGCCAAAGUAACCUAGAGUUACAGUACAAGUUCUGUUCCAGAAAAACACAAAAUAAUCUAGAUGUUUUCAAAUCAUUGGCCAGAGAGGAUGGUGCUGCAGUCAUCACUCCUUCUGUUGAAGACAUAGCUUUGGAGAUCACUGUGACUAACAGGGACGGGGAUGAUGCACACCAGAGUCACUCAGUCAUCGUGCUCCCAGAUACUCUUCAUUACUCGUCUAUUGUCUACAAUACAGCAUCAGAAACACAAGUGAGUUGUACAGCCAAUGACAAAGGAACACUAAUAGACUGUGAACUGGGAAAUCCACUCCAAAGAGAUGCAGAAGUAACGUUUUAUGUCAUACUUACAACAUCCGGCAUCUCACUGAGUACAACGGACGUCAACGUCACUCUGCAACUUAAAACGACAAGUGUGCAGACCAUACAACCAGUUGAGGCAUUAGCCAAAGUGGUUUUUGAGCUGGAGCUGCAAGUUUAUGGACUAGCCAGGCCUUCUCAAGUGUCACUUGGUGAAAGCUUGAGGGGUGAGAGCACCACAAAAACAGUGGAUGAAAUUGGAACUCCGGUUCAGUAUGAAUUUAGGAUAACAAAUUUGGGCAGACCACUGAAUUCUUUCACUAAUGCAUCACUAAAUAUCUACUGGCCGAAGGAGAACUCUGUAGGAAAAUGGCUUCUGUAUUUGACUCAGAUCAGCAGUAAAGGCGUACAGUCUGUCCCCUGCUCACCUGUAAACGAGGUCAAUCCACUUAAACAUGUAAAGGGUUGGCAUGACUCCUCAAGGAAAAGACGUGAAGCCAAACUUGAAGCCCUUUCUACUGAUGGAUUCCCAUUUCUUCCAAAAAUAAGGAAAUACAAAACUUUGACCUGCUCAGAUGAACUGAAGUGUGUGGAGAUACGCUGCCCCCUUCUGGGUUUGGACAGUACUGCAGUGAUGGUUCUGCAUUCACACCUCUGGAACACCACCUUUACGGAGGAUUACAGCUCUUUGAACUACCUGGACAUUGUUGUUGAUGCUACUCUCAGUUUAACAAACUCUCCAGAGAAUAUUGGACUGAAACCAGAGAAGCCUGGGACAAAGGUAAAAUUGACAGUGUUCCUUGAGAGAAAGGCUAUAUAUUUCACCAAAGUUGCCUGGUGGAUAAUAUUCCUGACAGUCAUUGCAUUGCUCCUGAUGUUGGCAGUUCUUGCCUUCUUGUUGUGGAAGCGUGGAUGCAUCAGCUGUCUUGCUCAGAACAAGAAGCCCUCGCAUGGAGAUCCAGAGACAGACUGCUCACCUUACAAGCUAAAAGGAAAACACAGCGUCCCUGUGCCUCAGUGGUAUGAGACACACAAGCCUAUGAACACAAGAUUUUAAGGGUUCGAUUCUGGCUCAAAUACUUUCUACUGCUAGUGCAGAAUUACAUAAUACAUGAUUUGUUGGGACAUCUUUGAUGCAGAACCUUUUGUUUUUACUGUAGUGUAUUUUAAUUCAAUUGUACUGUAAGUAAAGGUACAACUGAAAUGUAGACACUUAGUUUAGUUGCAUGUUUUUUGCUGCUUUUGUAAAAAAAAAAAAAAAAAAAAGCAACAUACUUUUGACUUUUUUUUUAAUGAAGCAGAAAAUAUCACUUGUUUAAUACCAAAAAACUGUUACAACAUGAAAAAAGUUGUGCUAUACUUUCACCAUAAAGGAAUGUGCGAGUAGUGGGACUGGAUGGGAGGUUGCACUAAAGAACAAUUUACCUGAAAUUCUAUGGAAAUAUUGUAGCCACCACAUCCUAAUCUGACUGCUGAUCAUCGAAAGCACAUAUGAUUACAAUACUGUUGCUUUAGAAAUACUGUGAAAAUGUUUUUUCAUUUGUAGUUGUGCAACAUAAUACUGUUUGUGGUGAAGUCUUGUAUAUGGCCCCUACUGACUUUGAAAGGUUUCAUUCCAAAAUUAAAUUUGACAUAAAAACUCCAACAAUUAGAUUGCUGGCAUGAAUCACUCACCAAUAUUAACACCAAACUUUAUACCUUCCUUUUACCUACUCUUUAUAAAGGAGCGCCAUUUUAGAGGAUGAAAUCAUCUUUGUCAUAUGCCAAGUGAUUAAAAGUAGUAAAAGUAAUUAUUUUUGGCAACAUUUUUAAAUGAAACCCUUCUCUUGUUUUUUUUUUUGUAUUUUACAGGUGCAAUGGCCGAUUUGACUAGAAGUGUACUUCUGUUACAACCAAGUGAAUUUCACAAAUCAUUCAACAGAAAAGUGUCCUUUCACAGCAUCUAUACAUUCCCUUUUUUCUCCAUCUGUAUCUCUGUUCUCUUUUGGGAUCCUAUCAAUCAACUUUCAUCGUCUUUAAGAAAUAGUUCAAAAUUUUUAGAAUACGUUUAUUUGCUUUCUUGCCAAGAGUUGAAAGUGGAGCUAGCAGCUGGUUAGCUUAGCAUAAAACCUUGAAACGGGGAGGAAACAGCUAGCCUAGUUCUGUCCAAAGAUAACAAAACCCAACAACCAGUACCUCUAUAGCUCACUAAUUAACACAUAUCUUGUUUAAUUCAUACAAAGAAUAAAAAAAUUGCCAUUUUAUGUGCUGUGACUAUUUCUCAUAACAGUAACUUUCUGGAGUCUCUGCUGGUGACUUGGCAAGUGGUCCCAGGCAAGAAAUAGUCCAGCACAUAAUCCUGCGAUAAUUUCUCGGUUUUAAAGAUUAAACAAAUGAAACACAAUGUGUUAAUUGGUGAACUUUAAAAAGGUGCUCGUAGGGGGAUUACACUGCAUUUGGCUAGAGCCACGCUAGCAGUUUCCCCCUAUUUCCAGUCUUUAUGCUAAGAUAAGCUGACCAGCUGCUGGCUACAUUUACCAUAGGCACAUGAGUGGUAUCAAUCUUCUCAUUUAACUCUCAGCAAUAAAGUGAAGAGCAUUUCCCAAAAUGUCAAACUAAUCCUUCUAGUUCACGCUCUUCAUCAUUUGUCCAUGGAUGACUCCUCACAAGUUUUGUUUUUCCUUCUUGAAUAUCUUUUGAUUUUAUAUUCGUCAAAACACAUUCAGCAUACGAAAAUUAAGAGCCGUCAUCUCUCAGUUCUUGACAGCAUUUGUCUUUUCGUCAACAUUCAAUCCAAUUUUACAUCACAUCAUGUGCUCGCUCACUGUUUUCAUUAUCUUUUGUUAUGCUUUUAGGAAAAAUAAGUAGAAAAGUGCAGCAUUAAAAAAACAUCCCAACAUUUUCUCAAUAUGACCUCAGAACCAGAACAUACAACAAACAAUAUAAAACACACACAUUGCUCCUUAAUCUCUGGUUAAGGCUAAAAACACCAGAAAAAAAACCCCAAUAUUGUAUGAUAAUUAAUUUGUUGUGAUUGGUUUGCGAAAAGUAUUUAUAAAUACAACUUGAUUUUUCCUUUUUCCUUUUAUACCAGAGAAAGUUAAAGAAACACUUAGUUUAAAAGCUAGAAACACUCAGCCCUUGCCUUU
This is a messenger RNA of Siniperca chuatsi (mandarin fish), 6232 nucleotides long. Its product is annotated as integrin alpha-6-like. Gene Ontology annotation, biological process: cell adhesion mediated by integrin; integrin-mediated signaling pathway; cell-matrix adhesion. Gene Ontology annotation, cellular component: external side of plasma membrane; integrin complex. The transcript has 25 exons. NCBI's taxonomy places the organism in Eukaryota, Metazoa, Chordata, Actinopteri, Centrarchiformes, Sinipercidae. The record is from RefSeq and is a predicted model, not a curated record. Bases 883 to 4161 code for a protein of 1092 amino acids. Gene Ontology annotation, molecular function: integrin binding.